Molecule: messenger RNA, 901 nt
Organism: Geodia barretti
Lineage: Eukaryota; Metazoa; Porifera; Demospongiae; Tetractinellida; Geodiidae
Source: the annotation of a GenBank genome assembly
GGCGGGCCGCGCGCUAGCUAGCUAGCUAGCUAGAGAGAUGGCUUGUUUGCAGGCUCAGAUUUGGAGGUCUGCUGUGGUCGACUCGAGGCGCUGUCUGGUGAAAGGUGUGUUUGGCGGGGAAGAGGGAGCUGGGUAUGAGGUACUGCUGUGGGACGGAGGCGUCAUGUGGACCGAGAAACUGGAGGAAGAGGGGAUGGUAGAAAGGAUGGCAACCCUAAAUCCAAACGUGGAGGCUCCCAGUUCUCUUCUUCUCUCACACCUCUCAUCUCUUCUCUACUCUUCUCUCCCUGCCUUUGCUGAGACUGAGGCUGGAAAUGGCAAAACUCUCAGCAUCUCUGGAAGCAUGUCGGGCGGUCUUCCUUUUUCCUGGCAGUUUCACUGUACUCCUGCACCACAUGAUGUGGUGGAGACUCAUUUGAUGGGACCCCUGUUGAGCUGUCUCCAUGAGCUGUGUUGUCAGAGGCGAGACUUGCUGGAGGUCAUUCGCAAGAAGGAAAGGGAGAUACAAGACUACCGUGACGGCGGGGCGUCUCUGUCAAGACGGAAUCUGGAGACUGCUCCCUUCCAGGAGAAGACCUUCUGUACCUCCAGUGUAGCAUCACAGAGGUUUGAGGAUUGUGUCCAGUCCCCUCACAAAGUUCUGACUAACGACUAUUUUCAGAGUCUCUAUCAAAGUGUUGCCACAGCGACUGUCAUCUUGAAAGAUAAAGUACCUGCACAACACCCAGGAGAAGAGUCCAGUACCGAAAAUGAAGGGAGAGAUGUGCCCCCCUUUUCCAGUUCACUGCCUGGCAAGCGACCUCUACCAGCCAAGGAGGAUGAGGAGAUGGGAAGGAGAGAAGCAUUGGAGAGGAAGUUGGAUGAAGAAAGGAUCCGUGGAAAAAAGAAGAAAAAACGAUUA